CGUCAAGUGUUUCCAGCGGGCUGUGGAAUUGCGUCGGCAGGUGAAGCACGCGACUGCAAAACCAGAUAGUGAGCUGCGUGAGGCUGAUUUUGAUGCACUGGUCACGUUCUGGUCCAAAUGAGUUGGGAGCUUUCAGAUCAAGCUCAGUAUCAUACCGGUGAACAGUGGGAUGGGUACGAUUGGGUUCCCCAAAGACCAAUUUAGCCUGAGUGCAUGCACCGCCAACGCAAGCCACCCGCUUCGUUGGCUUGCAGUAGACUCAUGCAAGCGGUCAUCAAGGCAACUGGGCGGCCUCCGUUCAGUUAACACCCAUGCUAGCAGCAGGCAACUCUACUGUGGGCACCAAGCAGCGCAACCUGCGAAACAGCAGCCUGCUAUAUUCCGAGUUCUUCGCAUCGGCCCUACGUCUUAGACCACCAGAACACUCGAUCCGAUGACCCAAGCUUAAGGAGCGUCGGCAAUGGAAGGCUCGCGCUCGCUGCUUUCCCGCUCUGCUGUCGGUAUAUCAGCAGACCGGCAUUACGCAGAUCGAGUCCUUUCGCACUCUCGGUGUGAAACUGUCAAGACUCCACAUCCCGGACCACACUAUUGGAACCUGGCAAAUUAUCUAUGCUCUGCCUUCGACAGCCUUGAGAUAAUCUCCGACAGGGAACGUGGAUCGCUGUCGCAGCCACGACCUUAUGCCAGACUUCAUCGUCUCAGCGCCAGGCUGUCCUCCUCUCUGAACCUCGCAGGAGCUGAGGAUAUGCAAGCCAUUGGCACAGACGAGCUGAUUUCUGGUGAAGAGAACCAUGUAUUAUUCAUGCAAGGGCAUCCUUCACCAUCGUGGCUGAAUGCUAUCGGGGCCAAGUACAGAAUUGAUCCCGAGUUCUGGCUACAGCAUCUCGACUUUCGUGCUUCAGUAGGGCGACCAGACCACUUUAGUUUGCCCGGACUGCCAUCAAAAAGGACUCAUUUCAUCAGGCUACGAAGUUCCACAAUCGGCCAUCGAGAUCUGGGAGCACGAUUCGUAGACCAGCGAGCUGUCGAUAAGUUGCGAGACGAAGCAGCCCAGGGCAUGAAAAAGUAUUUCAGAGCUUUGAAGCGCGCGUCUGGAUGGCAAGUCGGCGAUAUGAUUGUGCGCGAAUUUUCGGUCCUCGACGGACGACACUCUAUGUUCGAGCAAGACAUUUCCAUCUUCACCAAGGAGAUUGGGCAUGGGUGGAUUGCUGUCAUCUGGUCAGACUGUGGUACGCCCGUAUGGGGGGCACCUUGGUAUGAGGGUUCCUUUGCGGCCACGAAAUGGAUGCCCACUGUGCAAUACUGGCCUGACAUCGCACUCGAAGAAUCACGAGGAGUAGAAGUUCCGGCUCCUCCGGGAUCGAUGGUGCAGAGUGCUCAGCAUCUGCCUUACUUGGGCGAUCAGUUGAAAGACACGGAUCUCGCGCGACGCAUUCCAGCACUGGCACUCGAGGGGAUCUUUUCUCACGUUGCUGCGUCGGAAUCUCAGGUCUUGAACCUUCUCCAAACCAAGAUUGACUCUGUCCGGGACCCGAAGCGCAUGGUUGAAGAGAAGAAUCCAACCCUGCUGAACCUGCUACACUACCAGCGAAUCAUCGAACGCCACCUCGACAGGAUUAAAGAGAAUCUCACCGCCGUCGAGAAGUUCAUUGAGUCUGUUCCCCGGACGGACGUCAACGAAACACAGAAAACCACAGCUACUGUCAUUCUAAAAGCAUUACUGGAAGACUUCGCGCAUCUGAAAACCCGCGCUGAGUAUAUGCUCGGGCAGUGCAACGGCGGGAUGACCAUCAUCAUGAACAAUGCGAUGCUUCGCGAGUCGCAGCGUGCUAUCGAACAGGCAGCCACCGUCACCAAGCUGACCAAAUUAGCGUUCGUCUUCAUUCCCCUCUCCUUCGUCUGUGCAUUUUUCGGGAUGAACUCGAGAGAGAUCGACAAUGGGCAGCUUAGCAUCUGGGUUUUCUUUGCGGUGGCUAUGCCAAUCGUUCUGCUUUCCAUUCUGAUGAUGCAGGUAGAAAAGCAGCAGAUACAACGACUGGCUGCUAAAUGCCGGUCGAUGUACAAAGUAACAAGAAAUUCCGAAGAUGCGACGACAACCGGGCCCAAACAGGUUGACACAUUCGACUUGCGAACAAUGUCAGAACCGAUGGUCUGAGCGAUUCAAGAGCCACAGACGUCACACUUUUUGGACGAAUCUGCACCAGAUCUUCGAUCUCGUACAAAGCAAACCUCCGGGGGUUCGAGAUUUGGGUCCAUUUGUGAAGCGAUGGUGGUCGAGACGACGGCUGCUGCAAUGGACCACGCUCUGCAGACUGCAGCAAGUUCAAUCAUAAGAUCGAAGGGGCGAG
This is a messenger RNA of Cercospora beticola, 2348 nucleotides long. RefSeq lists its product as uncharacterized. The record is from RefSeq and is a predicted model, not a curated record. NCBI's taxonomy places the organism in Eukaryota, Fungi, Ascomycota, Dothideomycetes, Mycosphaerellales, Mycosphaerellaceae. Gene Ontology annotation, molecular function: metal ion transmembrane transporter activity. Gene Ontology annotation, cellular component: membrane. Gene Ontology annotation, biological process: transmembrane transport; metal ion transport.